UCUGUAAACAGGCCGGCAUGGCGGACCGAGAGAAGAGGAAAGCCAGCCCGCCGUCCGGACGCCACCUGCGGGUCAACUCGCCGGCCAGCUUCAGGUUGACCCAUGACAUCAGCCUGGACGAGUUUGAGGAUGACGACCUGUCGGAGAUUACGGAGAUCACGGACGAGUGCGGGAUGAGCCUCAACUGCAACGGCCCGGAUAUGAAGGGCCAUGUGAGGCGGGGAACCAAUAGCCUGUCGGGGAGGGCGGAGCUGGGAGCCGUCGGCCAGCUCCAGGCAGAGAUGCUGCAUUUGGAGCUCAUCGACGGCGCCGACAGUUGCCGCGGCGACAAGGAGUCCUCGAAGGCAUCGGCCAUCGCAACCCCGUCGGUCACCAAGGACCCCGCGGCACCUGUUACCAUGGAUACCUACCGGCCCAAGAGACCCACGACCCUUAACCUCAUCUCGAUUGUGCCGCGGACACAGGACACGCUGAACAACAACUCCUUUGGGAAGAAGUACAGCUGGCAGGAGAAGGUGUCGGGCUCGUCGUCGCCCCUUAAAGCCGGCGACCGCACCCCUCCGCGCGAGCACAGCUGCCUGAGCGACGAGGACACGGUGCAGGGCGGCGGAGCGCAGACCAAAGACCGCGGCACGUCCACCGACGCCCCCUGCCGACACAGCCACGCCUCCGGGCACUCGCACGGCUCGUCCAAGCUCCAGGAGAAGCCGCCGCCCCCCCCGCCGCCGCCGCCCGCCCCGCCGCAGAACUACACGCCGGCAGACGGAGGCGGGCCCCCCCACCGGGAGAGGAUCCGCUACCACACGGACGUCCGCCUGGAGCCCACGGAGGAGAUCUACCUCACCCCCGUGCAGCGCUCCGCCGACCCGCUGGACGCCGCCGACGCCGCCGACCGCCCCUUCCUGUCGCGGCAGACGGAGCAGGGCCGCAUGUCCGUCGGCUCCGACACCGAGGGCCCGCCUCCUUACCAGCCCCUCCCCGACCGGACAAACUCCUCCUCCAUCUGCGAGGAGGAGGGCGAGGUCUACGUCGCCCCGCCCACCUACGCUUCCUGCGUGGAGUCCCUCUUCACGCCGCCCGGCUCCUUCCUCACGCCGGACCUCAGCCUGAAGGGGGCGGGAACGGCGGCCGCCGGGGUGGUGCUGAGACCCGGGUCCUCGGUGGAGUACGUGGAUGCCGCGGACGACAGCUACUGCGGCGAGGACGAGGACGUGGACCGGGUAAUGAUGGACGGGAGGAUGAGGAAAGGGGGAGGAGCCGGGGGCGGCGGCGGCGAGCGGGUCCCGCUAAGAACGGCCAUGAACUCGGAGGCCAGCGGCCUGUCGUACGACUCGGUCAAAUACACGCUGGUGGUGGACGAGCACGCCCAGCUGGAGCUCAUCAGCCUCCGGCAGUGUUACCACGGUUACAGCGACGACAGCGACUCGGCCACCGUCUACGACAACUGCGUCUCGUCUCCCUACGAGUCGGCCGUCGGGGAGGAGUACGAGGAGGAGGAAGAGGAGGAGGAUGAGGACGACGAGGACGGCAUUCAGAUCGGAGCGGUGAGGAGGGAGGCCACGGCGUGCCUGUCGGAGGAGGAGGAGGAGGAGGAGGAGGAGGAGGAGGACUCCACUCCGGAGGGCGACCUGACCUUCUCCAAGAAGUUCCUCAACGUCUUCAUGAAUGGACGCUCUCGCUCCUCCAGCGCCGAGUCCUUCGGCCUCUACUCCUGCCUCAUAAACGGGGAGGAGCGGGAUCAAAGCCACAGGGCCGUUUACAGGUUUGUCCCUCGCCACGACGACGAGUUGGAGCUGGAGGUGGACGACCCGCUGCUGGUGGAGGUCCAGUCAGAGGACUACUGGUACGAGGGCUACAACAUGCGGAGCGGCGCCCACGGGAUCUUCCCGGCGUACUACGCCAUCGAGGUGACCAAGGACACCGAUAGCUGCAAAGCGAAGAGCAGCGAAUGGCUGGACAGCUACCGGCUGAAGUUCCUGGGCUCAGUUCAAGUGCCCGCCCACAAAGGAAACGAUGUUCUGUGCGCCGCCAUGCAGAAGAUUGCCACCAACAGACGGAUGACGGUGAAGUACAACCCGCCUUCCUCCUGCAUCCUGGAGAUCAGCGUGAAGGGCAUCAAGCUGGCGGUGCAGGAGGACUACUACACCCACGAUGGAAGCAACGAGUGCAGUCACUUCUUCCAGUUAAAGAACGUCUCCUUCUGCGGGUACCACCCCAAAAACAGCAAGUAUUUUGGUUUCAUAACCAAACACCCGGCAGACCAGAGGUUCGCCUGCCACGUGUUUGUGUCUGAAGACUCCACCAAACCUCUCGCCGAGUCCAUAGGCAAAGCGUUCCAGUCGUACUACAAAGAGUUCGUGGAGGUCUCGUGCCCGACGGAGGACAUCUACCUGGAGUAGCCCCGCCCCCCCGCCCGCCUCCACGGCGCCCUGUACAGCACACUGUAUCAUAACACGAUGUUGCAUGAAGGACACUCGAAAACUAGGAGAGAGGAGACGAAGGAAGGAGAACAACAAUUAACACAUCUGACUAACGAGCAGGAGGGAACGAAAUAUGCAAAAUGGAGUCGGCGGCCAGCCGGUAAAGCACAAACGUGAAGCGUCACCGGCAGCCGUAACUACAGCAGCUCCUCUUUGCACUGGACAAACAUUUAAAAUGAAAGGAGGGUGACAUUUAAGAAACACACGAGGGGGAGGGGUGUGUGUACUUACCGACGUCCUCACACAGCGACCGAAAAAACCCGUUUGGAAACAGGGACCUUCAGCACGCACACACACACGCGCGCACACGUGGCAAUUAUAUUAUUUGUUUUAAACAACCACAACAACAACAACAGGUGAUGCCACAAUUUUAGAUGUUUUGGUUGUGGAGCCAAAAAUCUCGUUGUCGAAAACCCCCCAGACCAAAUUUUAAAAAAGACCAGAAUGCAUUGCCAGAGCGCCAGUGAGGAGAUCUGUUUCCCCCGCAGGGCAUUCUGGGAAAUGCAGGUAAUCACUGAUUUAAAAAAAAUAUUGUGAAUAACUCCUGAAAUGCAACCGGCAUCACAUGUCAACGGUGUGAGGGCGUAUGAACGUCUAUCGGUACUCCCCCCCCCCCCCACACACACACACUGUUGGUUCCUCGUCCUCUGCGUUCUGACUCAGUGUGAAAUCCAGACGUUUAACGACUCUGACGUGCAGAAUUCUCCUUUCCGUGGUGUGUUAUUUAUUUAUUUUCUUCCUUGAGAAACUUGCUCCUCAGUUUUUCCACGCAAGAAAAUAAAAAAUAAAUAUAUAUAUGUUUAUACAUACACAACGCGCUCUCGGCGUUGUCCGGCGGUGAAGAGAAGGAGGCGGAGCCACGGGUGCUGACAGAAGGGAGCGGAAGCAAAGUGCUGGCGUCUUCAUGCAUCUUCACUAGUAGUGCCUCUUCUUCAUCCCCUCAUCAGCGGAAAGGAAAAACAUCCUCCUCAUUUCAAGGGACCGGCCAUCGAGCGCGUGUUGAAAAGUGUUGAGGAGUGUUGAAUGCAGAUUGCGAUGGAAGGGAAUUGCACUUUUUAUUUUUAUUUUUUUAUCGCUGCUGUGCUGUACCGGUGAUGUCACCGGUCACAUUCCAGAACAGCGACAUCGUGCCGGUACGAGGUUCCUUUCAUGUCUGUGUAAGAACUUUUUUCAUACUCAGCCCUGAUCUGGAAAUCCCAGAGACACUGUCAAAUUAAUGUUUUUUUUUAAAUUAUUGUAACUUGGUCCCCGCUAUGUUUAACAACAACAACAUAUACACAACGUUAAAAAUUAAAACACUUUUC
Messenger RNA from Pseudoliparis swirei, 3784 nucleotides. RefSeq names its product C-Jun-amino-terminal kinase-interacting protein 1-like. Lineage: Eukaryota; Metazoa; Chordata; Actinopteri; Perciformes; Liparidae. The record is from RefSeq and is a predicted model, not a curated record. Gene Ontology annotation, molecular function: protein binding. Gene Ontology annotation, biological process: regulation of JNK cascade. Bases 18 to 2399 code for a protein of 793 amino acids. Gene Ontology annotation, cellular component: cytoplasm. The transcript has 12 exons.